Haliotis rubra (blacklip abalone) is the source of this 2693-nucleotide messenger RNA. Its product is annotated as glutamine synthetase 2 cytoplasmic-like. Gene Ontology annotation, molecular function: glutamine synthetase activity. Bases 164 to 1258 code for a protein of 364 amino acids. The transcript has 7 exons. Gene Ontology annotation, cellular component: cytoplasm. Lineage: Eukaryota; Metazoa; Mollusca; Gastropoda; Lepetellida; Haliotidae. The record is from RefSeq and is a predicted model, not a curated record.
AGCUAAGUCGCUCACUGUCGGGAUUUCUUCCCGAUUGCGUCAUCCUCAGUAUAAAUAUGGGCAGCGCACUGAUGAAAGUUUUCCCCUCUGAGACAACCACUUGUUGACAGCGUGUCUGCCGCACUCGGUACACCAUUCAAGUCUCUAGAGUCUGAAGACGACCAUGGCUGUCCCCACCACCAACAAGACGGUCCUCAACAAGUACCUGGACCUCCCCCAGCCCGACGAGAAGGUCCAGGUGGAGUAUAUUUGGAUCGAUGGGAGUGGAGAAGGGAUCCGAGCUAAGUGCAGAACUCUCGACUUCAACCCCAAGAGUCCCGAAGAAUGCCCUGUGUGGAACUUCGAUGGUUCAAGCACCGAACAAGCGGAGGGUCGUGACUCAGACCGGUAUCUCCAGCCCGUAGCCAUAUUCAAGGAUCCGUUCAGGCGCGGCAACAACAAACUCCUCAUGUGCUCAGUCUACGACCACAAGCUGAACCCUGUCAAAACUAACCUCCGGCAUACGUGCAAGGCUGCAAUGGACAGGGCCAAGGCGGAAGAACCCUGGUUUGGAAUCGAACAGGAAUAUACUCUGUUGGACUAUGACAAGUACCCCUUCGGCUGGCCCAAGAAGGGCUUUCCGGGACCUCAAGGUCCCUACUACUGCGGUGUCGGAGCCAACAAGGUGUACGGCCGUGACAUCGUCGAGGCUCACUACAGGGCGUGUCUAUAUGCGGGGAUUGAGAUCGCUGGGUGUAACGCAGAGGUCAUGCCAGCUCAGUGGGAGUUCCAAGUGGGGCCCUGUCUGGGUAUAUCCAUGGGCGACCAUCUGUGGGUUGCCAGGUACCUCCUCCACAGAGUGGCAGAAGACUUUGGCGUUAUUGUCACCUUUGAUCCCAAGCCAAUGAGCGGCGACUGGAACGGUGCAGGCGCCCACACCAACUACAGCACGAAGGCAAUGAGAGAAGAUGGUGGCUUGAAGUUCAUUGAAGACGCCAUUGACAAGAUGGCAGUACGUCACGCCGACCACAUCGUCGUGUACGACCCCAGAGGGGGCAAGGACAACGAGAGACGUCUCACGGGAAAACACGAGACUUCGUCCAUUCAUGACUUCUCUGCCGGUGUGGCUAACCGCGGAGCUAGUGUGAGAAUUCCCCGCCAGGUGGCGGAAGACGGAAAGGGUUACCUCGAAGACAGACGUCCAUCUUCCAACUGUGAUCCCUAUGGAGUUACUGAAGCACUCGUGAAAACAACCAUUUUGGACGAACCUUUGUUCUAGAAGGGACGUAUAUAUGAGGAUACCGUAUACAUUCGUCAUGUUUGGGAAUACCUGCCUGUACAUGGUUUACAGGCGGACGUGUACUCUACCGUGUAAACAGGAUUACUUGAAUCGAUGAAUGUCUCCGUUGAUUCAAGUUGGGUUUGAAAACGUUAACAUAGGGCGUGUAUAUUGUGUAAAUAUCGCGAGAAAGCCCCGAUGUUCACAGCGAGGGUGAUUGCAAUAGCUGAAACAACGACGUGGAUUUGUAAUAAAUUGUCAUUGAUAUUCUUGCCAUGUAAUACGUUUCGAUUAUUCGUUUCACAAACAGAUCUUAGGGCUACGAUUUUUGUCGUAACACUCCGAUUGUCGUAAGUCUGUGUUAAAGUAUGGAGUUAUGAUCGUCUCAGUUUUACGAUUACGACAGUGACGUAGUUACGAUUGUCUUAGCGCCCGAUUGUCGUAAGUCUAUUUUUAAAUAUGGAGUUACGAUCAUUUCAGCACUGCGAUAAACGUAAGUCUCUGUUGAAAGACGUAGCUACGAUCGUAGAAAGUCUGUGUUAACGUAUGGGAGGUACGCUCGUGUUGGCGCGAAUACCACUUUCUGGAAUGGACCCAGGGCUCCGUUCCACGAAGUGAACGUAACGCAAACUUUGCAUUGACAAGAAAUCGUACGUCCCCAAGAAAAAAACAUGCUUUGUUGCAGUAUAUAUUUAGUAUGCAUACAUUUACAUUUCGUUUCCAUGUGAUAAAUUUCAUUACCAUAUUGGUUGUACAUAGUUAUCUUCACCGUCAUACGAGUCAUAUUGACUCACGAAACUGUCUUUCACGUUUUAUGUAUUUAUGUGAUUGUUAUAGCGAAUGAGAUGACACGUGUCACCACUCGUGUUAAUCCGGAAAGGUGACGGAAAGACGCGAGUGUUGGCAUGUGUUGCUAUUCGCCCAUGUGUGCCCAACUCGUGCUAUUCCGAAACAAACCAACUUGCAGGUUACGGAAAAUGGCGAAUGGAUACGAAUGGUGUCAAGGAGCCACCUUUAUAGAAUUAUGUCCCAAAGUGUCUUUUUUGAUGGAUAAGAAGAUAGUAUAAAUAUACAAAAUACUGAGAAGUGUUCAUUCUGAGUUUAUCGAAAUGGCACAGGAGAAAGAGAUAACUCCGCCAUUGUUCCAACCCUGAUCAUAAACAUCAAUAAGAUUAAUGCGGUUUGAGAUGAAACUAUUAGGGGUUGAUGUGUCUGCUUCAAGCCGAUCUAUGUGCAGUCAUUAUUCUGCCUGGUUAAUUAUAAUAUAGUAAUUGCCACAUCACAUCAUUAUAUCUGUCAAUGUAAAUUAAUCAUUGGGUUCAUUAUAGUUAUGCACAUGUCCUUUAAAGCCUAUCCAUUCAGUGUAUCUGAACGAUCAUGUCGCAGCAGAUGUUCUGUUGAAAUUUAUUAUUGACAAUAAAUUCGUUUGAACAGA